GGCUCCCGAUUGGCUGCGAGCGGCGGGUCAGCGCCCGGCCCCGGUGCUGGUUGCUAGGGGAGGCGGAUGGCGGCGGUGGCGGCGGCCCCUCCAUGGCGACGGCGCUGAGCGGCGAUCGCGCAGCCGGCGGCCGGGACGCGGGGACUCCCCCUAGCGGAGCGAGGAGCCUUCGAUGGGGGGAGGCUCAGCCCUCGGGAAAAAGGGGGAGAGAGAGGGGCUCGUGUUGAAGGCAGCCAGCUGUGCCUCCGAGUGGGAAACUGGACUGAUCUCAUGGCUUGCUUUUUUGUUUCGUUAAUACUCCGUUAUCCCUGAAAAUGAACCUUUCGUGAAGCUCUGUUCCUAACUCUCCUUACUCCUCUUCCACGAGGUGACUGCUUUGCAAGGGAAGAAAUGGCAUGAAGUAAAUGACUCCACUGUAAAGCAAUCUGCUUUGCCAAAGUGCCCAGUGAGCAGCACUGUCACUUUAAUAAUUCCAGGUCAAGGGAUUGCUUUCUUCCUUUCCAAUCCUCUCUUUUAAUACAUGAGAGGAUCAGAGGGACAUUAAAGACCGUAAGGCUGGGUGGCUUGGAUAUAAUAAAAAUGAAAGUGACUGGCCGGUGACUUCUGUUGGGUGAGAGGGUGAUAUUUGAAGGCUGUUGUCUGGUGAGGAAAAAGGGACCUUUUCAGUCUGCUGUGUAGUCACCUAAUACCUAGCUAGCAAAAUUCGUUCAAGAAGUGAAAGAAGUUUAACGAGUCACUUUGGAUUGUUUCUGUCUUCCUCCUUGUUUGGAUUAUUUGGGAGUUUUUGUCCUGCAAAUAACAUGCUUUUGAGCAUGUAAAGGUGGAGUAUUAAGACAGCUGCCUAGAGAUGGACUGUGCCUUAAUUGUAUUACAUAAAAUCUUUUAAUUUUCAAAUUUUGCUGCCAGAAGAGGAGUUAUAAUAGGGUUUUAUACUGCCAAGGAACAUUUUCUCUUGUAUUUUUAUAGAUUCAAAUAUAUUUUAAAGAAAUUGAAAACCUCUCUUAAAAAAAUUCAAAAAGCUUCUUUUUCCCCUCUUUUUUUUUCUUAUUUGUGGGAAGCCUCGAAAGCUCAAUGCAGGAAAACAGCAAGUACUGGUAGAGAUGAAGACUGAAGCUGCAUUUCAUAACUGAACUGUAAAAGUGUUUUGCAAUAGAUAGACCUCGUAAAGUGUUCCAGUGGUACAUCGUUAAAACCUGUAAAUAAGUGCUUGCAAGCAGUAACAGAAGUAGGAGGAAGAAUGCCAGUCAAGAAGAAAGAUACUGACCGAGCUUUAGUGCUGCUGGAAGAAUACUGUAAAAAACUAAAGAAGCCAGAAGAGCAACAACUGAAAAAAGCUAUCAGAAAGGUGAUGGGCAUCUUUAAGAGCAGCUUAUUUCAAGCACUUCUAGAUAUUCAAGAGUUUUAUGAAGUGACACUGCUAAAUUCCCAGAAAAGCUAUGAGCAAAAAAUAGAAGAAGCAAACGAAGUUGCAGAGAAAUGGGAGAAGACAACACCUCCUGCUACAGGCCAUGAAAAUCUGCAGGAAAAACAAGAGUCUGCAGCUUCCAAUGGAUCAGAAGGAUCUGGACAAUGUGGUGUACACAAUAAGGAGAACCAGACAUUUGAAAAUUAUGCGGUAGACAUGAAGACAAAGCAGAGCCAUGGCAGAUGCCCAUCCCACAAAUGCUCAGUCGAAACACCUGCCUGGAUGCCCAUUCAGCAUACUACCAAAUAUCGCUAUCAAGAUGAGGACGCUCCACAUGAUCAUACUUUGCCUCGAUUAACCCACGAAGUGAGAGGCCCCGAGCUUGUUCAUGUGUCAGAGAAGAACUUGUCUCAAAUAGAGAACGUCCAUGGAUAUGUCCUACAGUCGCACAUUUCUCCUUUGAAGGCAAGCCCUGCCCCUAUAAUUGUCAACACAGACACCUUGGACACAAUCCCUUAUGUCAAUGGAACAGAAAUUGAAUAUGAAUUUGAAGAAAUUACAUUGGAGAGGGGGAAUUCUGGCCUGGGGUUCAGUAUUGCUGGAGGAACGGAUAACCCACACAUUGGGGAUGAUCCUGGGAUAUUUAUCACUAAGAUUAUACCAGGAGGAGCUGCAGCAGAGGAUGGAAGACUCAGGGUCAACGACUGUAUCUUGCGAGUGAAUGAGGUCGAUGUGUCAGAAGUCUCACACAGCAAAGCCGUGGAGGCUCUGAAGGAGGCUGGCUCCAUAGUCCGACUGUACGUUCGCCGAAGGAGACCUAUCCUGGAGACCGUGGUAGAGAUCAAGUUGUUCAAAGGACCUAAAGGUCUGGGUUUCAGUAUUGCAGGAGGUGUGGGAAACCAACACAUUCCUGGGGACAACAGCAUUUAUGUCACCAAGAUUAUUGAUGGAGGAGCUGCACAAAAAGAUGGGAGAUUGCAGGUUGGAGAUAGACUUCUUAUGGUAAAUAAUUACAGUUUAGAAGAAGUUACCCAUGAAGAGGCAGUAGCAAUACUGAAGAACACAUCGGAUGUAGUGUAUCUCAAAGUUGGAAAGCCCACCACCAUUUACAUGACCGAUCCUUAUGGCCCACCAGAUAUUACUCAUUCUUAUUCUCCACCAAUGGAAAAUCAUAUACUCACUGGAAACAAUGGCACUUUAGAGUACAAGGCAUCUCUGGCCCCGAUCUCACCGGGAAGAUACUCACCCAUUCCAAAGCACAUGCUUGUGGAGGAUGACUACACCAGGCCUCCUGAACCUGUUUACAGCACUGUGAACAAACUAUGUGAUAAACCACCUUCUCCUAGGCACUAUUCCCCUGUCGAGUGUGACAAAAGCUUCCUUCUUACAGCUCCCUAUCCCCACUACCACGUAGGCCUGCUCCCUGACUCUGAGAUCACCAGUCAUUCCCAGCACAGCACUGCGACACGUCCACCCACAGUGAGCUUGCAGCGGACCAUUUCUGUGGAAGGAGAGCCUCGAAAAAUCAUCCUGCAUAAGGGCUCCACAGGACUUGGUUUUAACAUUGUGGGAGGCGAAGAUGGGGAAGGCAUUUUCGUGUCUUUCAUCCUAGCAGGCGGGCCUGCCGAUCUCAGCGGAGAACUACAGAGAGGAGAUCAAAUUUUAUCCGUGAAUGGUAUUGAUCUUCGAGGUGCUACCCACGAGCAGGCUGCAGCUGCGCUAAAAGGAGCAGGGCAGACGGUAACAAUCAUAGCACAAUACCAGCCGGAGGAGUACGCUCGGUUUGAGGCAAAAAUCCAUGACCUGCGUGAGCAGAUGAUGAAUCACAGCAUGAGUUCUGGGUCCGGCUCCCUGAGAACUAAUCAGAAGAGGUCGCUGUAUGUCAGAGCCAUGUUUGACUAUGACAAGAGCAAAGACAGCGGCCUGCCAAGUCAAGGACUCAGUUUUAAGUAUGGAGACAUCCUUCAUGUUAUCAAUGCAUCGGACGAUGAGUGGUGGCAGGCGAGGAGAGUUACUCUGGAGGGAGACAGUGAAGAGAUGGGAGUCAUACCCAGCAAGAGGAGAGUGGAAAGAAAGGAGCGUGCCCGCUUGAAGACGGUGAAAUUCAAUGCGAAACCUGGUGUAAUUGAUGCAAAAGGGUCAUUCAAUGACAAGCGUAAAAAGAACUUCAUCUUUUCACGAAAAUUCCCAUUCUACAAGAGCAAGGAGCAGAGUGAGCAGGAAACAAGUGAUCCAGAACAACAUGUUUCUUCUAAUGCCAGCGAUAGUGAAAGUAGCUACAGAGGCCAAGAAGACUGCAUCCUUUCUUAUGAACCUGUCACAAGGCAGGAAAUUAACUACACCAGGCCAGUUAUCAUUCUGGGUCCUAUGAAAGAUCGGAUCAAUGACGAUUUGAUAUCUGAAUUCCCUGAUAAGUUUGGGUCUUGUGUACCACAUACCACACGGCCAAAGCGUGAUUAUGAAGUGGACGGGCGAGAUUAUCAUUUUGUCAUUUCAAGAGAACAAAUGGAAAAGGAUAUCCAAGAGCACAAAUUUAUAGAAGCUGGGCAGUACAACGAUAAUCUAUAUGGAACUAGUGUCCAGUCUGUGAGAUUUGUGGCAGAAAGGGGCAAGCACUGUAUACUCGAUGUGUCAGGAAAUGCUAUUAAACGAUUGCAAGUUGCACAACUCUAUCCCAUCGCUAUCUUCAUUAAGCCUAAAUCAUGGGAGCCGCUGAUGGAAAUGAAUAAACGUCUUACAGAGGAGCAAGCCAAGAAAACCUACGAUCGAGCAAUUAAAUUAGAACAAGAAUUUGGAGAAUAUUUUACAGCUAUUGUCCAAGGAGAUAGCUUAGAAGAUAUAUAUAAUCAAUGCAAACUUGUAAUUGAAGAACAAUCUGGGCCUUUCAUCUGGAUUCCUUCAAAAGAAAAAUUAUAAAUUAGCCACUGCACCUCUGAUUACGACGGGAGAAUAUUUAGAAGAAAACUAUAAUAUACUAUUUGGAGGCUUUCCUGUUUUUGUUGCAUUUAUGUUCUUUGCAGUCAAUGUGAAUUUUGAUGAAUGUACAACACAAAGUGUUUGAAGCCAUGAAGGACACUGAUGGGUCAGAAGGGUAGGAACAAAAAGACUUCUACCACAUAAAGCAAGUCAGUUGUGUGCUCAAAGCACCAGUUGUAGGUACAAACUUUUGACGUGGAGACCCUCUGUCAAGGGGAGCUAGCCACCUCCUGUGCCCACGCGGACAUUUUGAUCUGUUUCAAUGGCUGAGCUCAGUGUGUUGAUUGCUUUAAAGAGAAGUUCCCAGCUCUUGAACCUCAUAUAGGGCUUGAUCCUGCAAGGCGCUGAACACUUGACCCCAAUUCCUACACAUGUGAGUAGCCCGUUGACUUGGAGUCACUUGUGACCCCUCCCUACACCGUUCAGUCCCAUCCUUUCCAGUAGGACUAUUCGUGUGCUCAAAGCUAAGCACGGGCUUAAGCGUUUUGCUAGAUCAGGGCCACAUGCACCUUGCAAAAUCAAACUCAGAGAACCAAGUCCACUUCCUACUGAAGUCAUUGGUAGGACUGUCUUUGACUUGACUGGGAGGUGGAUCCUAUUCUAAGCUUGUCAUUGCACAUUCGUAGUUGGUACACCUCGACUUUGGUAACUAUGCACAUCUUUUAAUUUCUGAAACCAAGUCAAGCAUUUCUUUUUUUCCCCUUUGGAAACACUAUUGCAUCAGGAACUAAUAACAAUGUAGUUUAUUUUAAUGGAGUUUGGGAGUGGGAGAGGAUGGAAGCAUUUCACAUCACACGUGCACGCAAACACAUUCCCAUGAGGACACACACAUGUAUGAGGAUUCACAGCACUUACGUUGACAAGGAGGGAUACAACUGGGAAAAGCUUUAAAAUUUUUGACUGUCUAUUUUAUCAUUUAUAUUGAUAGAAGGCACUUAAAGAUGGAAUAAUUUAUAAAAAUAAAAAUAUAUUGAUGUAUAGAAACUAAUUUCUAUAGGUAAAAAUGUUUUUGUGAGAUAUUUUGUAAAGAUUAAUUAAUUGAAAGAUUAAAUAUUUACACCCUUGUGUGACUGUAAAAUGUAAAGAGGACCAUCAAGUUGCAUUAUCCCUUUUCUGUAACAGACUCUAUUAUUAAUGACAAGCAAGAUAAUUCCUUAAAUUGUAGUUGUCAGGUUGUUUUUUCUCUCAAUUUAAUCCUCUCCCUUGCCUCUAUUUAAUCAUGAUGAACUCCUGUGGAAAGGUCUCUUGAACUGACUGCCCUGUAGGACCUUUUUGAACACAAAAGGGUUAUGCAUCUUUAAACAGAAAUGGAUGAUUUUUGAGAAGCAAAAUGUCAGUGCUUGAAUGCAGUUAAUUUCUCUCUUGGAGGGAGUCACACUUCACCUAAAAUGUUUUAUGAUUCUUCCUGUUCCUUUAAGGGAAAUACCAAGAGCAUUUGAUCUUUUCUGUCUUUGUAGGCAGGCGGAUCAUGAGCUAACUUGUAUCUUCAUUCAUUUCACAGUCAACAAGGGUCUUAAAAGUGAAAACUGAGGCAAUGGACAUUUGUGAGGGAUUUGGGGAAAGUCUGUGGAAUUCCAGUUUGGGGUGCAAGGAAGCAGGGAGGGAGGUAUAUUUCGUGUUUCACAUUGCCCUUCCUUUGUAUGCUGACGCCAUACUUCACUCUGACACACAAAGGAACAACUGCGAAAGAUAUUAUAAUCAUAAACUGAAUUGCCUUUGCAUCUGCUGCUGGACCAAGUUCCAUAGAAAACCCACAGCCUCCUGCCUACUGGCCUGCAGGAGUCCAAUAUUUGUUACCUGGUGGCUACAGCAACCCUAAUGUUCAAGGACGUUUUAAGGGCAAAUGCUGAAUAGACUCCUCAGUUACUCGUCUAUUUGAAGCUUACACUUCUGCACCCCGUCAAGCUGAUGGGUAUAUCCAGCCGGCCUCCACAGAGAGCACGACUCGCUGGAUGUUUGUAGAAUAGCCACCGGUGGUGACAGGGUUAAUGACAUGGGCAUUUCAGUGGCCUCGAGGAGGCCGCUUACUUCCUGCCCUACUAUGAUAACUUUAAGAAGUUCACGCUUCUUUUAUUACUAUUUUUCUUGCCUGGCCAGCGCAGAUUUAUAAACAAGGGUUUCAGCUGAUUCUACAAAAGAGCUUUGUAACUAGAAGGGCUAGAAACUUUUUUUUUUUUACAAAAUAUAAAUGAAUGAAAGCUUAGAUUUUGGAUUAUUCUGCAGAAAUCCACAGAGUGACCCCAGAUCUUUGGAAGCCAUGGAUUUUUCCAUGCUGGCAAAGCACUAUUGCCCCAGGUUGGGAAAUAGCCCACCUGACCUGAAAAACCAAGUAUCCUAAAGCAGGAACUUCAUUCUAAUUUUCAGCUCUGUUUUUAAGCAAUCAGUCACAUCUGCUUCUUUGUUUCUUAGUUCAGCAUGCAGCCUUUUAUGGUACUAUCCUAUUAGUAACUGUUUUGCUUUGUCAUGUGCUGUGCUUUACAGUGAACAGUAACACUAUGGCUGAGUACAAUCAAAUUUUCCAUCAGUCCUUGGUUACUGUAGUAACAUUAUUUAUUUUUCCCUGUCUGUUGUUUGUGCUUCCAGUUUAGAGUUGCCAUUGCACUUCUUUUUUUUUUUUUAAAUAAAACAUAUAUUUAAAAAAGAUUCACCAAGAGAAGCAGUGAGAGGUCUUCUUUCCCUUAGGACUUGUACUCCCAUUUGUUUUGUGUGUUGAUGUUUUGUGUUUCAUGUUACAGCAUUCUCAGAGCUGCAGUUCAUUUCUGCAUCACAGCUGUUCAGAUCAUACAGGGUGGUAGUGGGAGGAGGAAGAGAAACAUAAGAUUCAUGCAAAAUUACAUCUGGUGCAAAAAAAAAAAAAAAAUCCAACUCACAACCCACAGCAAUUGGCACCUCAGACCAUAUUGGUGCUAACACAACUUAGCAUGAUCAGAUUCCUUUUCUGUCCAUGUAAGAGACUUGUCUAAACAUGAGACAAAUGCAAAUGCUGGACCCUUUAGGAAAAGUGCCAGAUCACACCCCUGGUGCUAUUUCUCAUGUUCUGGCACAGUGUGUAGCACUGUAGGGUCUAAGCAGAACCAAAAUUACAUGGCAUUUUGUCCACCCAUGAAUGAUCACGACGACAUCUCACUACCUUUGUGCAGAUGUGCACUAUUACAACCUAUUUAUUUCUCCUUGCCACAAAGCAUCUUCCAUGCACUGACUCAUUUAGAGCUUGCUAACAGGGCUCAGUGAAACUACACUCUUUACUGGUCUUACUGUCUGAUCCUAAACCAGUAAAAGAGCCUUUCUUGCUUAAUUUCCCCUUCCUACAGAGGUACCCUGUCCAUGCUAGUGCUUUGUAAUUUCUUUCGUAGUAAAGGCUGUUUCUAGAUAAAUAUUCUGUGCUGUAAUUGUGUUUGUAGCUAGCAUGGUUUGAUGCUCUGGUGUGGAUAGGGUCCUAGGAACCACCCUGUGAAAGUCAAGGAUAAGAAAUCUCUCCAUCGCACUGAAAUUUCAAAUCCUCAUCCUGGAGAGCAGUGCUGACCCAGAGCUGAUAACCGCUAUGAGCCAGCAACAGUGUCCUAGUUAUACCACAUCCACCUACCUAUCUACCUUUGUUUCCUAUGGAGAAAUUGUUGGUGUUACACUUCCACUGUUACUUGCUCAUCAGCACUCAAUCAAAUUGUAUUUUUGCUUUAGUUUUCUUUUCUUUUCUUUUCUUUUUUGGUCUUUUUUCAAAUCCUGAAAAGAGGAUUCAGUGACUGACAACACGUGAAUAUUUGUAGGGAAAAAAGUGUUAAAGAACAAGUUUCCACCUUCUUUUCAAGCUGCAGAUUUAAAGCCAUAAUAUCUGCAAUGUUCACAGAAAGUGGUCUUUUAGUGUUCAUAGCUUUUAAUCUCAGCGUUUUUUUCUCUAGAACAUUUUGUCCACCAUGUUAUGCAUGUGGUUCACUGUGCAACUGCAUUCAUGUGCUCAAGCCCAUGCUUCGAUGAAAUAAAUGUAUCUUACUGUUCCAUUAAAAAUAAGACAUCUUGUCAAUUAGCUCAGAAGUAAGAAUGAGGUCAUCAUUAUGUUAAAAAAAAAAAGUGACUAUGUUUUAGGGCACAACCCAGCAUCAAAGCUAAGAGCAAAUAACAUCUGCAGUCUAUCCAACAUAUAGCUAGGUCUGGUUCUCAGCUGGUGUAAACCACGGUCAGUCCACUGAUUUCAGUGGAGUUCCUCCCAUUUACACCACCUGAAGUUGCACAUAUAUCCUCUCCAUUUUGCCUACUUUAUAGCAUUACUGUAAAGUGCCAAGGCACCAUUAUUAAACAAGAGCUCAGCACUUUCUUCAUCAUUUACUGUUCUUAUUACUGUAGCACCCAGAGGGCUUAGUCAUGGACCAAGACCCUUUUUGAGGUAGGUGCUGUGAAAUUGUUGAACAAAAAGGCACCCCCAUGGGCCAAACACUGUGGCCAGAUUUUCAGAAGGCUUCAGCCCCACCGUCAUCUCACCGAGAGCAAUAGGAACCACCGCCUGGUUGGCCCUUUUGAGAAUCUGUCUUUAAGGUGACACAAGUGAGACACGAGCUAUCAUCCCUCACGCAGCGCUAGGAGCUUACACUGUCUGGCCCUGACCUGCAGCCCAGGCAACUUCCAGUGAUGCCCUGAGGUAAAACAGCAUUUCGGAGAAUGGGCAGUAGCCAGAAACCUAAGUCUUAAAAAAAAAAAAAAAAAACUCUUGGGAAAAAAAAAAAAAAAAAAACAGUGUUGGCUCUUAGUGAGAUAGAAACCUUUUAAUUUCUGGAUUUGUGUUCCUAAAUUUGAGUCGGCCAGUCCAAACUUCCGAGUGCAACAGCCUGUGUUCAGGAGGCCGCUUCUGUCUGACAACGCUGGCCAACUUGUGUCUCUUUAGCAGGAUGUUUCUCAAUCCGGCUGUUGUUUGGGGUACUCAGAAUCUGAACUGGAGUUUACAAAAUACACUCUCUGGCUUACACUCCUGUUAUGUGUAAAUACUCUGCGCAUCCAUUCCAUUUGUGUAAAGAAUAAAGCACACACAAUUAUAAAAAUUAAGAUGUAUAUUUCAUA
Dromaius novaehollandiae (emu) is the source of this 9427-nucleotide messenger RNA. It is a transcript of the gene DLG2, whose product is annotated as discs large MAGUK scaffold protein 2. The record is from RefSeq and is a predicted model, not a curated record. The transcript is spliced from 29 exons. Gene Ontology annotation, biological process: chemical synaptic transmission; receptor clustering; establishment or maintenance of epithelial cell apical/basal polarity. Gene Ontology annotation, cellular component: postsynaptic density membrane; neuromuscular junction; basolateral plasma membrane. Lineage: Eukaryota; Metazoa; Chordata; Aves; Casuariiformes; Dromaiidae. Gene Ontology annotation, molecular function: kinase binding. The coding region runs from base 1238 to 4321 and encodes 1027 amino acids.